Spinacia oleracea (spinach) is the source of this 1507-nucleotide messenger RNA. NCBI's taxonomy places the organism in Eukaryota, Viridiplantae, Streptophyta, Magnoliopsida, Caryophyllales, Amaranthaceae. The record is from RefSeq and is a predicted model, not a curated record.
AGGGGGAAAUAUAGAAAAAAGGCGCCUAAACAAAUGUUAGAAUGUGAGAAACUGCCGCAACAAACAAACUCGGAGAAGCACCAAGAGCAAAGGCAGGCACACAGCAGCAGUGCACCACCAUUUUUCUCUCUCCUCUUUCUCUCUCUAUUCAUCCGAGGAAUCGCCACCAAACAUCACCUUUCUUCACCCCAAAAGCAAGCCAAUUCCAUUUUUUGUAAUCUCAGGAAACCCUAAAAAUUCUCUAAUUGCGUGCUACUUCACCUACGAAUCAAUAUAUCAAACCCCCUGUUUCGCCUCUUUUGAUCGCCAUUAAAGCUCUAACUCAGAGGUUACAGAGAUACACAGAGAGAGAGAUUGAGAGGAGAGAGAAUAUUUUUAUUGGUGUUUGUUGUGUUGGAUUGCAUUUGUGAUUAUGCCACGAUUAAGCUUCAAGGCCGUGAACAAGGAGGAUGAUGAGUUGUUCGGAAGACGCGACUUGCAAUUGUCUAGGGUUCCGAUUGAGGUGCCUCGUUCGUCGUCAUCUUCGUCGAAACCACGGCGGAGUUUUUGUCGGAAUCCGUCGUCUAUUUCGACGGCAAUGUCGAUUGUGAGUUCCCGGAAGAGUUUCUCAUAUGACAAGCUUUCUCAGGCGCCCAUUCAUCUCACCAUUGUCAAAUUGGAUGGCUCCUCUUUCGGAGUUGAAGUAAUAAAGAUGGCUACGAUCUUUGAUCUCAAGCAUGCAGUGGAGAACGUUUUUAGUCAUUUGCCUACCACAGGACCAGACAAGAUUUCAUGGCGACAUGUAUGGACUCAAUUUUGCUUAUCUUAUCGUGGUCAGAAGCUACUUAAUGACAACGAAUAUCUCAGGAACUUCGGCAUCAGGGAUGGUGAUGAGCUUCGCUUUGUUCGGCACGUGUCAAUUGCUUACAACCUCAUAAAGAAGAGAUCAACAAAACGAAUAGAAGCUCCAAAGCCUCGUGCAGUGGUAGAGAAUGACGAAGAGGAAAUAGUGAAAAUAGAGGAGGCCUUUGAUGAUCUGGAGAACCUACGGUGUCAAAUUGAAGAUAACUCAAGCCACAAUGAAUCCAUGAUCUCUCAUUUAUUCAGAGGUUGGUUCAUGUAUUCAAGAGUGUCUAGCGCUGAGCAGCUGAAGUUCGAAGGGCAAGCCAAUCCAUCCAGGUCGACAGGUGGACUCGUCGGCUGCGUAAGAAGUUGGUUUCAUUUUUGUGACAAGGGACACCCCAGUUAUUCUUCAAGAGUCUCGCAGGUAGAAAUUUGAGUAGUAGUAGUAUUACUUGCACAGCACUAAUUCUGCUGGAAUGGCUUCUCUUCUCUUGGACAGCCAGUCAUUCAUAACUACUACAAAAAAGUUGUAUACAGAUUCAUGCGGUGGGAGUAAUUCGAUUGCUUAUAUAGAGCUUGAAACCCAGUUAUAGGAUCAUUUCCGAUACCUGAAACAUACAUUUGUAGCAGUAUGACACAGUAUAAACGCUCAUCAAUAAAGAUUUUAAAUUCACACUUUCUAUAA